GUUACUCCUACUGGUGUAUUGUCACAAUUGAUAACUGAAGCACAAUAUAGAAUUAAUGAAUUUGUUAAAGAUGCAUAUGAUAUUCAAAUUACAGUCAAGAUACUUAAAAAACAUCAACAAGCAUAUUAUGCACAUCAGAAAUGA
Molecule: messenger RNA, 144 nt
Organism: Entrophospora candida
Lineage: Eukaryota; Fungi; Glomeromycota; Glomeromycetes; Entrophosporales; Entrophosporaceae
Source: the annotation of a GenBank genome assembly